Leishmania mexicana MHOM/GT/2001/U1103 is the source of this 582-nucleotide messenger RNA. RefSeq lists its product as hypothetical. The record is from RefSeq and is a predicted model, not a curated record. The coding region runs from base 1 to 582 and encodes 193 amino acids. The transcript has a single exon. NCBI's taxonomy places the organism in Eukaryota, Euglenozoa, Kinetoplastea, Trypanosomatida, Trypanosomatidae.
AUGCACAACCGAUGGGUAACAAAGAGCACGAAGGAGUACAUGAGCGAGGCCGACUCGAAGGUCUCCAAGGGGAACAGCCUCCUCUUCAGUGCGCGCGAGCGUCGGCGCGAGGGCAUGGAGCAGCGAAAGGAGCGCUUUCGCGAGGUGACGGUGGAGACGGACCGCACCUUUGAGCUGGAGUUGGAGAGGAUGCGGGACGACAGGGAUCUACGGUGGAAGAAGGGCUUUAACUUCUUAAAGCGACACGGAAAGGCGUUUACGCUACUCUACAUCGUUGCGUACGUCGCGCCCUUGGCGAUUCUCUACGUCGGCUUCGCCAGCGGAGUGCUGCCGAAGGAUGCCGUCUUCGAGUUUCUCUUUUUCUUCCUGCAGACCUUCAUUGACCGCGACGUGUUUUUUGAGCGCGUCGAGGCGUGGGACACGUACUCCAACUUCGGCUUCGCGUUUGUGGUGAACGAAACACUGGAGUUUUUGCGCUUCCCGCUGGUGAUGUUCUUCUUCUACCAGGCACGUCCGUUCUUGACAGGGGUGAACCAGCGUGUGAAGGCGUCCAUCUUCCGCUUCAACGCGGCGGAGUCGUAG